UUUACGCAUUUUUCAGUUACCAAAUGUGCUCUUUUGCAGAUAUUUCCCUCUCGAUGUUAGGUCACAUUAUAAAACAAAUUGUUAUCGCUAGUCUAUAAGAACAGAACGACUAAAUGUUUUUUAAAAUACAGAUAUUUAUAGUGGCAUUGUCUUUUACAUCGCCGUCUGCCCUCCAGUUCAGAGACUGUGCCACCGACAAUAGUACAGCAGCCUUUACUGUUCACCAAAUGGUCAUUUUUCCGCCGCCAUUGUUGUUUCCUGGAGAACUUCGUGCAGCUAUCAGUAUAACAAUUAACCGACAGAUCAGUAACCUGUGGCUCGACUUUGUAAAGGAGAAGAACAUUCUUGGAAUGUGGAACAAAUUACCUUGUAUUGAAAAUACAUGGGGAUCCUGUACAAACAUCGAUUAUUGUGCGGUGCUGGAUAAAUUUCGAAACAGUCAGUCAGUAAACUCCGGGGAUUUCGAGUACCUAAUUGAGGAGAUAAUCUUUACCACUCUGGGAUAUGACGCACACUGCCCAAUCGAUCCAAAAACAAUCUAUGAGAAUCAUAUAAAAAUAAGGCUUCAAGGAAUUCAAGGUUCUAUCUCACAGUUUAUGACAGGCCGCUUCAGAAUCCGGAUAUCAUUGAAAGACGAUCCGACCAGUCCAGACAACAUUGGCUGUGUACAGUUCGAGGUGGAGAUUGGUAAUAAUUACUCAGGAGUUUCAGUGGUCGGCUAAUCGGUUUUGACAGUCAUUAUGUUAAAUUGAAUGACUAUUCCUUUCUACCUGGUGAUUGUAUAGUGUGGAAAUAUAAAGAGGAAUCCGUAUACAAAUUUUGUUUUUCCUUGUCAGAUGAAAUAUCCAGAUUGAUUUAAUUAAAUUAAUUAACUAUUG
This is a messenger RNA of Mercenaria mercenaria, 878 nucleotides long. RefSeq names its product ganglioside GM2 activator-like. Gene Ontology annotation, cellular component: cytoplasmic side of plasma membrane. Gene Ontology annotation, biological process: ganglioside catabolic process; lipid transport. Bases 114 to 722 code for a protein of 202 amino acids. The transcript is spliced from 4 exons. Gene Ontology annotation, molecular function: enzyme activator activity; lipid carrier activity. NCBI's taxonomy places the organism in Eukaryota, Metazoa, Mollusca, Bivalvia, Venerida, Veneridae. The record is from RefSeq and is a predicted model, not a curated record.